Molecule: messenger RNA, 1599 nt
Organism: Ostrinia furnacalis (Asian corn borer)
Lineage: Eukaryota; Metazoa; Arthropoda; Insecta; Lepidoptera; Crambidae
Product: putative nuclease HARBI1
Exons: 5
Coding region: 27-1493 (488 amino acids)
Source: RefSeq, a predicted model, not a curated record
CAUUAAUCUGGCAACAUUGCCUUAAAAUGUCAUAUUCUGUUGACAACGAAAUAUCCCAAGCUGCGUCUAUUUUAUUUGAAAGUAAUCAAAAAUACACUCGGAUGGCUGAGAAACCGCCUGAGGAGGGCUACAUCUCGGUCGUGGAUGAGGAGCCGGAGAUAUUUGAGUUGUUAAAAUGGGAUUCCUCUCAUACACAAAAACAACAGGAGCCCCGACCAGUAGAGAAAGCGCGAAGCCCCGAGAAAAGGCCCUCGAGGUCCCGGGAGGAGGUUGAUCCCUUCGACUUGCCAGACCAGACGUUCAUUGAGACUUACAGACUGUCUAAAGACCUAGUUCGUAACCUGAUAGAGGAGGUGGCACCUGUCAUGCCAGACUCCUUGAAGUCCCUUGAGUUCUCAGUGGAGAGCAAAGUACUGGCAGCAUUAUCUUUUUAUGCAACAGGCAAGUUCCAGAAGUCAUUUGGAGGCAAAAUUGACCCGAAUCUCACAGCAUACUUUGUGGCAACGGCAAUGCAACAGGUCACCGAAGCUAUGAACCAUCCAACCAUUGUGAAGAAGUACAUUCACUUUCCACAUUUGAGGGGCGAGAGAGAUAUAAUAAAAGCAAGGUUCUACAUGAAGUAUGGCAUACCAAAUGUGGUAGGUUGCAUCGACUGCACGCACGUGCCCAUUAUGCCGCCGAACGACGACCGCAAGGCACAUUUCAAUAAGUCCUACCACUCCAAGAAGGUGCAGAUUAUUUGCGACAGCGACUGCAACAUCCUGAGCGUGGAGGCGAGCGCGGGCGGCGCGUUGUCCUGCGACGCCGUGCUCAACCGGCACGCCGUGCGCGUCGACCUUGACUCCCUCAACAACGCCGGCGAGCAGUGCUGGCUUAUUGGUGGCCCAUUUUACACACAGAAACCGUACAUCAUGACGCCGAUACCGAAAAUGACGAAAAAAUCGCCCAUCACACCGGAAAAGUAUUACUCGAAUCUCCACACGCAGACAUUUUCAGCGGUGACCGAGACAAUAAAACAGCUGAAGAGCCGGUGGAAAUGUCUGCAGGCCACUUGCAAUAAACAGAUCGAACCACCAUCCGUUACUAUGAUCGUGGUGGCCUGCUGUGUGUUACAUAACAUCUGUAACGGGCGGGGCUUACCAGUGCCGCCCAUGACACAAACUGAGGAGCGUCUCGAAGCGAUGAAACAAAAGGUGGCCAAUGGCCCGAUACCGAGGAAGCAGGUUGAGCAUCCAGCUGGGAUCCAAGCGAGGUUAUCUCUAGCGGAGCGGCUGUGGAACGAGCGGAGAGUCAUGCCGGAGUGUUCUGUGCCUAAGAAGCGGAUGUCCAAGAAGGACAGGUUGCUAGAAGGUCACCAGCACCAACAACAGCCGCCGCCGGCCGCCAGCCAGCCGCCUCCGCUACAUGAUGAUAGUAAGCGCCCGCGUAUAAUUAGCGUCCACACCACAAACUACAACUUGGCGAUGCCUGGCUGGGGACACUAUCCGCAGUAGGCAACCUUCCAGCGCUUGAGUACAACCUGGUAUCAGUUGAUGAGCCAGUUUAGGCGUCGGACGUGGCUUAAUCGGACUGUAUGUAGCUUCCGAAUGACAGAAUCUU